Meloidogyne enterolobii is the source of this 795-nucleotide messenger RNA. The record is from the annotation of a GenBank genome assembly. NCBI's taxonomy places the organism in Eukaryota, Metazoa, Nematoda, Chromadorea, Rhabditida, Meloidogynidae.
AUGGCAGUUGGAAAGAAUAAGAAGAUGGGCAAAAAGGGAGCUAAGAAGAAGGCUGUUGAUCCUUUCACACGCAAAGAUUGGUAUGACAUCAAGGCUCCUGCUAUGUUCGCAAAUCGUUAUGUUGGAAAGACGCUUGUUAAUAAGACUGUUGGAACAAAAAUUUCGAGCGAAUUCCUCAAGGGCCGCGUUUAUGAAGUUUCUCUUGGCGACCUGAACAACACCGAAGCUGACUUUCGCAAAUUUCGACUUAUUUGUGAAGAGGUUCAAGGCAAAGUUUGUUUGACCAAUUUCCAUGGAAUGACUUUUACUCGAGACAAGCUUUGUUCUAUUGUCAAAAAGUGGCAUACUUUGAUUGAAGCAAAUGUUGCUGUCAAAACAACUGAUGGUUAUCUGCUUCGAUUGUUCUGUAUUGGCUUCACAAAGAAAGCUCCGAAUCAAGUGAAGAAGACUAGCUAUGCUAAAUCGUCUCAAGUGCGUCAAAUUCGUGCUAGGAUGGUUGAGAUUAUUCAUCGCGAGGUUUCUUCAUGCGAUCUUAAAGAAGUUGUCAGCAAAUUAAUUCCUGAUUCUAUUGGAAAAGACAUUGAAAAGUCUUGUUCUUAUUUCUAUCCACUUCAAGACGUUUAUAUUCGAAAAGUAAAAAUUUUGAAAAAACCAAAAUUUGAACUUGGAAAACUUUUGGAUAUGCAUGGAGAGGGUGCUGGGGGUGGUGGUCAAGUUGCUAUAACUACGGCAAGUGGAGAAGUUAUUGAAAGUCGUCCAGAUGCUUAUGAACCUCCAGUUCAGGAAAGUGUUUAA